Molecule: messenger RNA, 1887 nt
Organism: Mesitornis unicolor (brown roatelo)
Lineage: Eukaryota; Metazoa; Chordata; Aves; Mesitornithiformes; Mesitornithidae
Gene: SGSM1
Product: small G protein signaling modulator 1
Exons: 15
Molecular function (GO): GTPase activator activity
Source: RefSeq, a predicted model, not a curated record
GUGAAGCAGAUCAUGGAGGAGGCGGUGACGAGGAAGUUUGUGCAUGAGGACAGCAGCCACAUCAUCUCCUUCUGCGCUGCGGUGGAGGCCUGCGUCUUGUACGGCUUGAAGAGGAGGGCGGCGGGAUUCCUGCGCAGCAACAAGAUCGCAGCUCUGUUCAUGAAGGUGGGCAAGAGCUUUCCUCUGGCUGAGGAGCUUUGCAAGAAGGUGCAGGACCUGGAGCAGCUCAUUGAGAACGCACGAAAUCAGGUCCAGGGCAUCCCGGAGAAUGUGCGCAAGAUGCCGAAGCUGCCCAACCUGUCUCCUCAAGCCAUCAAGCACCUCUGGAUCCGCACAGCCCUCUUCGAAAAGGUCUUGGAUAAAAUCGUGCAUUACCUGGUAGAAAACAGCAGUAAGUACUAUGAAAAAGAAGCUCUCCUGAUGGAUCCUGUGGACGGGCCAAUCCUUGCAUCUUUAUUGGUGGGGCCCUGUGCGCUGGAGUACACGAAGAUGAAGACUGCUGACCACUUCUGGACGGACCCCUCGGCUGACGAGCUGGUGCAGAGGCACCGCAUCCACAGCUCCCACUGCCGCCAGGACUCACCCACCAAACGCCCGGCACUCUGCAUUCAGAAGAGGCAUUCGAGUGGCAGCAUGGAUGACCGACCGUCGCUGUCUGCCAGGGACUACGUGGAGUCGCUGCACCAGAAUUCCCGAGCCACGCUCCUGUAUGGCAAGAACAACGUCCUGGUGCAGCCACGGGAUGACAUGGAGGCGAUCCCAGGAUAUCUGUCCCUCCACCAGACGGCCGACAUCAUGGCCCUGAAGUGGACACCCAACCAGCUGAUGAACGGCUCCGUGGGGGACCUGGACUACGAGAAGAGCGUGUACUGGGACUAUGCCAUGACCAUUCGCCUGGAGGAGAUCGUCUACUUGCACUGUCACCAGCAAGUAGACAGCGGUGGGACGGUUGUCUUGGUGAGCCAGGAUGGGAUCCAGAGGCCUCCGCUGCGCUUCCCCAGAGGAGGGCACUUGCUGCAGUUCCUGUCCUGCCUGGAGAACGGCCUCCUGCCCCACGGGCAGCUGGACCCACCCCUCUGGUCACAGCGGGGAAAGGGAAAGGUGUUUCCCAAGCUGAGGAAGCGAAGUCCCCAGGGCUCCUCCGAGUCUGCGUCCGACAAGGAAGACGAGGAAGCCACAGAUUACGUUUUCAGGAUCAUCUACCCGGGGAUGCAGUCUGAGUUCGUGCCCCAGGACCUGAUGGACGCGCCGGGCGCUGGCCUUCCUCCCAUGUGGCAACCCAGCACCCGCAAGUCCUCGUGCUCCUCCUGCUCUCAGAGCGGCUCCUCUGACGGUGGGCCGUCCAAUGGCUGCAGCCACGAGAGAGCUCCGCUGAAGCUGCUGUGUGACAACAUGAAGUACCAGAUCCUCUCCCGGGCCUUCUAUGGCUGGCUGGCCUAUUGCAGACACCUCUCCACGGUGCGAACCCACCUCUCGGCGCUGGUUAACCACAACAUCGUGUCUCCUGACGUGCCCUGCAAUGCCAGCUCGGGCCUGACUGUGGACAUAUGGCAGAGAUACCUGCAGGACAGCACGAGUUACGAGGACCAGGAGCUGCUGCGGCUGAUCUACUACGGCGGGAUCCAGCACGAGAUCAGGAAGGCUGUCUGGCCCUUCCUUUUGGGCCAUUACCAGUUUGGGAUGACGGAGGCAGAAAGGAAAGAGGCUGACGACCAGAUCCGUACCUGCUACGAGCACACCAUGGCGGAGUGGCUGGGCUGUGAGGCCAUCGUCCGGCAGCGGGAGAAGGAGUCGCACGCAGCAGCUCUGGCCAAGUGCUCCUCCGGGGCCAGCCUGGAUUCCCACAUCCAGAGGAUGAUGCACAGGGACUCGACCAUCAGCAACGAG